AUGAGUCAUUCUAAUUUUGAAGAGACCGAGCCUUUACUUACGGAUGCUCGAACUCCUAAUGACCCUGAUGACGAAGAGACUCUUCGUGGUAGCAGCAACUUUGGUGGCACUUCAUCAGAACCACCGCAGCCGCGCGCUCCACGCACUCGUGAAGCUCCACGCGAUCAUACAAAUUUCCUUCCAUUACGACAUGGAAAAUUCACUCGAUUAGAAAUUAUGCUGGCUUUCACAUGUCUUCUUCUUUUAAUUUUAAUGAGUAUUUUUGCUGGUUUAUAUGGACCUUGUUUAACACCAGAUUGUGUUUUAAUCGCUGGUAAAAUAAUUGAAGAUAUGGAUCAAACUGCCGAUCCGUGUGAAGAUUUUUUCCAAUAUAGCUGUGGAGGAUGGCUUAAAAAACACAUAAUUCCUGAUGAUAAAGGACGUUAUGGUUAUUUUGAUAUAUUGUAUGAAGAAAAUCAGGAACUUCUUAAAAGAAUUUUAGAGGAGGAUGAUUUUCCAUCAAUUGAGACAGCAGGAUUACCAUCCCCAUCUGUAUCAAUUGAUAAAAAAAACUUUUAUAAUCUUCAAUCGUUUUAUAAAUCUUGUAUGAAUGAGGAUCAUAUCUCUCAACUUGGAGGUGCACCUUUGGUACCAAUAUUAAAUCGAUUAUUCGAAAACUUUCCUGUUGAAAAUAGAUUUUCUUUGUUUAAUAAUUUUGGUCAUCAACUUGAUAAUCUUCAACAAGCUGCACCUCUUGAUCUACUUAAUUUAACAAAUACUUUAUCUAAUUUGUCCACUAUCGAUGUACAACCAUUACUUGGAUUUUAUGUCGAUGCUGAUGCAAAAAAUCCGAAAGAAAACGUCUUAUAUUUAUCUCAAAGUGGUCUUGUUCUGCCCUCUAAAGAAUAUUAUGAAGAGGAACACAUUAUGGUAACAUAUAAGAGUGUAAUGGCUGAAUUGUUAGGAAGAGCGUUAGAUAAUAGAAGUAAUUUUAUUAUUGAAAUGGGUUACACGAUAUCUAAUGAUGCAAUUGAAGAUAUUUAUGAAUAUAGCAUAGAAAGAUUUUGGCUUAGAGGUUGGGAGGAGAUUGCUGAUAAAAUUAUAGAAUUUGAAAAGGCUUUAGCUAAAAUUUCUUUAUCACCUGAAGAUUUUAAUGAUCCUGAAGCUACUUAUAAUAAACAUACUAUAAAAUCUCUUGAAAAGCUUAGCCCAACUUUCUUUUGGUCGCACUAUAUUAGUUCCCUUUUACCACCUACCAUUCCAGAUCUUCCAUCAAAAAUAAUAUUGACAUCAAAUCAAUAUUUUGAAAAUCUUUCGAAUCUUGUAAGAAAGACCCCUCCACCAAUUUUACAAGCUUAUUUUGCUUGGCAGAUUAUUGCGAGGCAUGCUAAUAGUUUGGAUGAAAAAUUUCAAGCCCCUUUACGAAGAUUAAAGGCAAAAUUAAGAGGUGUUGAUGAAAACGUAAAACCGAAAAGAUGGGAGGUUUGUCUUAGCUCGGUUGAUCAAACAUUAGGUCGCAGUAUAGAUAUAGCAAACCAAAUGAUCGACUCUAUUAAAGAUGCAUUUGUUGAUCGUUUACCAGAUCUAGAUUGGCUUGAUGCUGAAACUCGUGAAAAAGCUAUUGAAAAGGUUGAUGCUAUAAUUCAAAAAGUCGGGUAUCCUAUAAAAUCUCCUAACACAACAAACCCACGAAGCCUUCAAGAUUAUUAUAGAGAUAUAAAAUUUGAUGAGGAUAACUAUUUUGAUAAUUUGUUGAGUUCUUAUUUAUGGGGAUCUGAAAAACAAUGGAAGGAAUUGGGUCAACCAGUAAAUCGUUAUAGUUGGUAUAUGAGUCCUCAGACUGUUAAUGCUUACUAUAAUCCUACCGUAAAUGAGAUCGUAUUUCCAGCUGGGAUACUUCAAUUUCCAUUCUUCAGUUCCAAAGCGCCAGAAUAUAUAAAUUAUGGUGCUAUCGGUACGGUGAUUGGACAUGAACUCACGCAUGGAUUUGAUAAUAAUGGAAGACAAUAUGAUGCGACUGGCCGUUUAAUUCAAUGGUGGUCUAAUGCUACUGUUGAAAGUUUUAAAGAAAAAGCGGAGUGUUUUGUUAAUCAAUAUUCAAAAUUUACUGUAAACGAUACGAAUGGUGUUCCAGUACAUCUAAAUGGUCGUCUGACAUUAGGUGAAAACUUAGCAGACAAUGGAGG
This is a messenger RNA of Dentiscutata erythropus, 2165 nucleotides long. The record is from the annotation of a GenBank genome assembly. NCBI's taxonomy places the organism in Eukaryota, Fungi, Glomeromycota, Glomeromycetes, Diversisporales, Gigasporaceae.